AUCCCGAUGGAGGAGAAAAGGGGCUGGUACUUCACCAUGGCAACACUCUUCAUCAGGCUGGAUGGCAUCUUCCUGGAGCUGGGCAGUGAGGAGCAGAAGAGGCUACCCACCUUCAACCGCACGCUGGCCCUGCUCCGGCAAGUCCUCAAGUCCUCUGACCCCCACCACCGAGCUCUGGCCUGGUGCUACCUUGGGAUGCUGCUGGAGAGGAAGGACGCCUUCUCUACCACCCCCAUGGGCAUCCACGACUGCGGGUACUCGGGGACCGAUCCUCUGGACUGCUUCGGCAAGGCCAUUGAGAUUGCCAAGGACCAACCUGCCAUCCUGAAUCGACUGGCCAAAAUCUUCUACUUCUUAGGAAAGCAGGACAUGGCCAUUGGAACCUGUAACAUGGCCCUGGAUGUCCUACGAGAUCCGGAGCUCAACUGGCAGGCUUACUGCACUAGGGCCAAGAUCCACAUCAGAGCCUACCUGCACGACCUGGAGCGGGCCAAGAUGGGGCUUGGGGGCAUGCCUGACAGGAACCACCUGGCCUAUGCCAAGGCUGACCUCGAGGAGGUGGUCAAGGUGUGCCCAGGCCUCAAGACCUACCUGGAUAUUGGGCAG
This is a messenger RNA of Galeopterus variegatus (Sunda flying lemur), 606 nucleotides long. RefSeq names its product tetratricopeptide repeat protein 22. The annotation marks the transcript as partial. The record is from RefSeq and is a predicted model, not a curated record. NCBI's taxonomy places the organism in Eukaryota, Metazoa, Chordata, Mammalia, Dermoptera, Cynocephalidae. Gene Ontology annotation, molecular function: protein binding. The transcript has 5 exons.